AUGUCUUCGACGGUCCUGCCACACGACCCUGUCACGAAGACUCCCCGGCAAUACCGGUCGCGGAAACGGCAGAGACCAUGCGACCGUUGCCGAAGCAUGAAACUCAAAUGCCAGCAGGAGGAGAACCAGAUGGCCUGCCGGCGAUGUAAGCAGAGCCAGCUGGACUGCACGUUUACCGGCAAACCACGCAAGCGGACACCGGCCAAGCCGCUGAACCGCCCGGAAGCGUGGCGUGAAGCCAGCCCUCCAACAACCGGCCGUACCGACCUGUCGUUUCCCACUCGGGCCUCACGCUCGGCGGCCUCUCCAACGGAAAAGACGCCGGUCCCGGCAGCACAGCACCCGCUCGAGCCGAACCAGACCGCCCGCGAACCGUUCUCGGAAGCCCUGGAGACCAACACUCCGUUCGCCGGCCUGCCCCAAGCCCGUCCCGCGACGCAAAUCUCGCAGAGCCUCGACCAGAUGCGGGGGUGCAGCGCGAUGCUCCUCGGGGGGUCUUCCGGCCUGGAUCCCUGGCUGCUGCGGCACCUCCGCUUCGACGAGCUCGGCCUGCAGAGUUUCUAUAAGUACCACGUCCGCAACGCGGGCGGCGUGCCCACUUUCGACAAGAUUCCCGUCCACUUCAUCCUCACGUCUGACGAGGUGGCUGCGGAGGCGUCUGUUGAGGUCCCAGGGUCCGAAACCAGGGACCUGCGUCGUCAGCUUGAGCUGCUUAUUCCGCCGUUUGUUGGCGUUCGUUUGAUGAGACUCUUUCAUCAACAUGUUUUCCCGACGCUCCCAGUCGUGUCCAGAAAAUGCCUCGGACUAACGUCGAUGGAGAAACUCCCGGAAGUUGAGACCCUCAACAGCAUACCGACGCAUCUCUUGGCCGCGGUAUACGGCUCGGCCCUUCCCUUCACAUCGGCCGACGAGCACCUUGUGGUGCCCCUCAUGCACGAAAGAGUACCCUGCGGCGAAGUCUGGCGAAUCGCCCAGAAGUCCUUUCUCCAGGAUCUACAGAGGCCACAUCUUUCGGUCCUGCAAGCCAUGCUCCUAUAUCUUCACAGGACGAAGGAGGACUCGAAGCAGUAUGCCGCGACAGACACUGCCGCCCUGUGGCCCUUGAUGGGGACCAUGGUCGGCCUGGCCCAUAACCUCGGGCUGCACCUGGAGUGCAGGAUGAUGGGCAUCCCGGCUUACGAGAAGAGACUCCGGCGGAGGCUGUGGUGGGCAGUCUACAUCGAAGACAAGUUCUUUUCGUUGCUGGGCGGCCGGCCUCCGUACAUCCAACAAGGAGAAUGGGACGUCAGCCAGCUGGACUCUGCUGAUUUCGUCCUUCGUUCCGAAGUCGAGCACCCGCUGCCGUGGCAUAGGAUGCCAUUCGUGCACAUGGCCAACUUGGCACUCAUCGCGGACUCUCUCCAGCGCAGUCUAUACUCCCUACAGUCAUGUCAGAAGCUGGCAGAGGACCUCACGGGAUCGAUCCAGGCGGCUCGAACGGCGUUCGACGCCCUCAACAUAUGGCGGGCCAACAUCCCGGGCCUCGAACACAUCCUUGAGGAAACCAACGUGACGAAGCCGGCCUUGGACAACGAUCCGUCGUCCGUGCAAUUCGCCUAUUUGAUCCUCGUCACGUACGUCUGGCGGGCCGUACUCCGCCCUACCGUCCGCUCUCAACCGCCGCCGCCCAUCAUAGAUGUCGACCAGGAGGAGCAGCCGGCGGAGGGGACGAGCCUUUCGCUUGAAGACUUUAGCUGGGAAAUUGGUGACCUCUGCGACAUCUCCUUGGACCUUGGCGACGGCGGCGUCGAGGUCCACGAUGCAACCAUCAUCGAGCUUUAUCAAGGCGCCCUGGCGUGGGCCAAAUGCCUUGUGGGUUUCGUGUUCAAGCUGUCGUCCAGACAAAUGGGCGAGUUCUGGCACUCUUGGUCACAGCUAAGCUUCGUCGCGGCGUCGAGCUUCAUCGUGAUGUUGGUCGUGCAGGCGCCGAGCCCGGAUGGCGCACGCAGGAGCAAGGACAUCCUCGACAACUGGCGGCGUCUGCUCCGAGACCAGAGCAGGGCGUUCCCGAUCUUGGGCCUCUCCUUCUCGCAGCUGAGCGAGUUCUACCGAGUCGGGCUCUCCACGGCGUUCUGCUUGCCUUUGCACGUCCAAGAGGCCAUUGAAGGUGGGAACAAUGGUUGA
This is a messenger RNA of Colletotrichum destructivum, 2163 nucleotides long. RefSeq lists its product as uncharacterized. The transcript is spliced from 4 exons. The coding region runs from base 1 to 2163 and encodes 720 amino acids. Lineage: Eukaryota; Fungi; Ascomycota; Sordariomycetes; Glomerellales; Glomerellaceae. Gene Ontology annotation, biological process: DNA-templated transcription. Gene Ontology annotation, molecular function: DNA-binding transcription factor activity, RNA polymerase II-specific; zinc ion binding; DNA binding. The record is from RefSeq and is a predicted model, not a curated record. Gene Ontology annotation, cellular component: nucleus.